Botrytis porri is the source of this 894-nucleotide messenger RNA. RefSeq lists its product as uncharacterized. The record is from RefSeq and is a predicted model, not a curated record. Bases 1 to 894 code for a protein of 297 amino acids. The transcript has 4 exons. Gene Ontology annotation, molecular function: proton-transporting ATP synthase activity, rotational mechanism. Gene Ontology annotation, biological process: proton motive force-driven ATP synthesis. NCBI's taxonomy places the organism in Eukaryota, Fungi, Ascomycota, Leotiomycetes, Helotiales, Sclerotiniaceae.
AUGCUUUCGAGAACUGCCAGACCCGCUCUCCGAGCAGCCGUCGCGGCUUCCGCCAGACCAGUUGCCCCUCAAGCUGCCGGAUAUGCGACCCUCCGUGAAAUCGAGGACAGAUUAAAGUCCAUUCGCAAUAUCGAGAAAAUUACAAAAACCAUGAAGAUUGUUGCAUCCACCAAGCUUACCCGAGCACAAAAGGCUAUGCGAGAGUCCCGAUCCUACGGAGAGAGCUCCAACAGCGUUUUCAAACAUGCCGAGACCAAGGCCUUGGAGAGUGACAAGAAGAGAUUGAUUGUUGUCGCCAGUUCCGACAAGGGUCUUUGCGGUGGUAUCCAUUCCGGUUUGUCCAAGCAAGUCCGCAGAAUGUUGGCUGCAGACUCAAAUGCCGAUAUUGUUGUUUUGGGUGAGAAGUGCAAGGCUCAGCUCAGUCGUUCCAGCGGAAAGAACAUUGUCAUGAGCUUCGCUGGUGUUGGAAAGGAUGUCCCUACAUUCGCAGAUGCUCAAGCUAUUGCGGACCAAAUCGUUCUCUUGCCAACCGACUACUCCUCCGUUCAAAUCGUUUACAACAAGUUCAUCAACGCUACAAGUUACGAAGCCACCCCAAUCGAGGCUUUCUCUGAGGAGGCUAUUGCCAACUCCCCCAACUUCUCCGCUUUCGAAAUCGAAGAUGAGACCCUUGGUAACCUUCGUGAAUAUGCUCUCGCCAACUCCCUCUUCUGGGCUCUUGCUGAGGGACAUGCCUGUGAACAAUCUGCCCGUCGUAACGCUAUGGACAAUGCUUCCAAGAACGCAGGUGACAUGAUCACCAAGUACCAAAUUCUCUUCAACAGAACCCGUCAAGCCGUCAUUACUGGUGAAUUGGUUGAAAUUAUUACUGGUGCUGCUGCUUCAGAAGAAUAG